Molecule: messenger RNA, 1011 nt
Organism: Orbicella faveolata
Lineage: Eukaryota; Metazoa; Cnidaria; Anthozoa; Scleractinia; Merulinidae
Biological process (GO): G protein-coupled receptor signaling pathway
Cellular component (GO): plasma membrane
Molecular function (GO): G protein-coupled receptor activity
Source: RefSeq, a predicted model, not a curated record
AUGAGUAACAGUACUAAUUCUUAUUUGACAGACCACAGAUUUUAUUUUUACACCCAGUUCGCUACUGGCAUCUGUCUGGCGAUUCUGUCACCUAUAACAAUAACUAGUAAUGUGUUGUUACUGCUCACCAUCUUCAAAGAUCCUCUCAAGUGCUUCCGUGCACCAGCUACGUAUUUCAUCAUCGCUUUAGCCUCAGUUGACUUAGCAACGGGCCUGCUUGUUGAACCUUUCUUUAUAGUGUAUCGUGUUGCAAGGUAUGUAAAAUGGUCCCCUACGCCAGGCGAGCCGUACAACACCCUACAACAAUUUGGAGUUUGCUUGUCUUACGUGGGCCUCAACGCAUCCUUUUUGCUUGUUCUUGGCCUCAUUUUAACGCAGUACAUCGCCAUAACAUACCCGCACCACUAUCGCUCAGAAGUGACAACCCGCAGGGUCCUUGCUUGUGUUGGGUUCUCGUUGGUGUACUUUACCGGUUUCAUUCUGUUGCAGUUCGUUGGGGUUGUCCAAGUGAUAUUAUUUCAAGUAGAUCUCCAUCUUCACUCUACUCUGAUAACGGUUUUGCUUAUCCUUGGUUCCGCGAUGCUUUUGAGAUCAUUUCGCCAAUUCGCCAAAGUAUCUCGUCGGCUCGGAGGCUUGCGCAAUCUUGAGAAUCGAGUUGAGGGCGGUUACGCGGGUACUCCUCGAACGAACAGAAUUUGCGAGAAACAGUUUACGAUUAUAACCUUGAUUUUAUCAGGAAUUCUCAUCGUGUGCUCUCUUCCCCAUCUUAUCACCGUUCAUAUGAAGUUUUACACAAAACAGGAAACCUUGCAAGAGAAGCUUGACCUCUCUGCUGCGAUCACUAUCGCGGAUGAAAUGAUGUUCGUCAAGGUGGCAUUAGAUGCGUUCAUCUACGCGUGGAGACUAACCAAGUACCGGAGGUCGUUGAAACUAGUGCUUACCUGCCGUUCGAACCAAGUUACUUCUGAAGCCACUGAAGUAAGGACGAUGGAAAAUUUCACUGUUAAGUGA